AUGCAGAUGAAUCUUCAACGAGCUUUCAACUCAUCAUUCGAAGCAGUCACCGGGAUUAGCGAUUUUGCGUCAAAAAUUCACUUCUUUAAAGACUAUGUGUGUAAGGUGGAAGUUGAUGGCAGAUACAUGCUAGCCUAUGGGACCCCAGGUCAAGCAACACCACCCUCACCUCGAAUCGUAUCCCGUCCCCCAUCAGCACCUCAAAUCCCCUACCAACGUCGAUCACCAUCCGUCAUUUCAAAGCAAUAUCAAGUGGAACCGGCUGGAAUCUCAUACGGUCGUCAAUCCUUAAUGUAA
Molecule: messenger RNA, 297 nt
Organism: Anisakis simplex (herring worm)
Lineage: Eukaryota; Metazoa; Nematoda; Chromadorea; Rhabditida; Anisakidae
Source: the annotation of a GenBank genome assembly